AUGUCACCGCAGCUCUCCUUCGUGACGCUCGACGUCUUCACCUCGACGCGGUACACGGGCAACCCGCUGGCCCUGGUCAAAGUCCCACAGCGCGUGACACUUUCCCAGAGCCAGAAGCAAUGCAUCGCGCGCGAGUUCAAUCUCUCAGAAACGGUUUUCCUGCACGAGCAGACGCCCGCGGACCGUGACGUCGACGACCACGCCGUGCGGGUCGACAUCUUCACCGCUCACGCCGAGGUGCCCUUCGCGGGCCACCCGACGGUCGGGGCGGCGAACUAUCUGCUCCGUCUCGGAGGAGAUGACGACGACGAUGGAGCGGCGAGCAAGAAGCAGGUGAAGGCCCUGCGCGCGAAAGCCGGUCGGAUCCCCAUCGUCCUGAACCCAGCUGCCGCCAAUGGCGUCCAGAUUUCCGUCGCCCACGACCUGCAUGUCCACACGUCGCGGCCGUACGCGGAGACGCCGCUCGCCCACCACCCGGUAGUCAGCAUCGUCAAGGGCAUGACCUUCAUCCUGGCGCGGCUGCCUGAUCUGGCCGCCCUCGCGGCUGCGACUGAGAGCCUGAUCGAGCCGAACGCGACGUACACGGCGGCGACGACGGAUCUCCUGGACGAAGGCUGGCGCGAGGGCCUUGUGGUGACGUAUUUCUUCGUCGAUGAGCAGCCGAGUCCCCAGCUCUCAAAAGACGAGACCAGUGUCCGGACCCUACGGACACGCUGUCUCGGCGAGCGCGAGGAUCCCGCCACGGGGAGCGCCGCUUGCGCCUUGACCGCGUACCUGUCCCUGCAGGCCGGGAAGGCCGGACGGUACCGGUACGCGAUCGUGCAGGGCGUGGAGAUGGGCCAGCGCAGCGAAAUCUACGUCGAGGUCGGCGUCAGGGCCGCUUCACACGACGGCCGGCUGCAGAUCGAGGAGGUGCUCUUGAGCGGGAGUGCCGUGCAGGUCAUGCAGGGGUCGUUGGUUGUUCCUGCGCCGGAGGACUGA
Fonsecaea erecta is the source of this 981-nucleotide messenger RNA. RefSeq lists its product as hypothetical. Gene Ontology annotation, molecular function: isomerase activity. Bases 1 to 981 code for a protein of 326 amino acids. The transcript has a single exon. Gene Ontology annotation, biological process: biosynthetic process. Gene Ontology annotation, cellular component: cytoplasm. The record is from RefSeq and is a predicted model, not a curated record. Lineage: Eukaryota; Fungi; Ascomycota; Eurotiomycetes; Chaetothyriales; Herpotrichiellaceae.